Sebastes umbrosus (honeycomb rockfish) is the source of this 6852-nucleotide messenger RNA. It is a transcript of the gene kcnj13, whose product is annotated as potassium inwardly rectifying channel subfamily J member 13. Gene Ontology annotation, biological process: regulation of monoatomic ion transmembrane transport; potassium ion import across plasma membrane. Lineage: Eukaryota; Metazoa; Chordata; Actinopteri; Perciformes; Sebastidae. The record is from RefSeq and is a predicted model, not a curated record. The transcript has 3 exons. Gene Ontology annotation, cellular component: plasma membrane. Bases 564 to 1643 code for a protein of 359 amino acids. Gene Ontology annotation, molecular function: inward rectifier potassium channel activity.
UUCACCUCUCUAUAAAGAAGGAGAAAAGAUGGACAAAACAUGUGGAUGCAGGCAAAUACCUGUACAUACCUUUACACACACAGAUGCAUCACCUUAUCAGCAAACCCAAUUUGUCCCAGCAGCAGCUGCAGGACACCAACCAGCAACAAGCAGCUCUUUAAAUGAACUGUGACAAGGUGUUGUUCUUUCCCCCCUCCCUCCGUCCUCUGUCUUCCGGGAACACUAAUAGGCUCCAUGCAGGGUAAUGUGACCAAUUGAAUCAUCCUCGCCCCGGAGCUGGAAGCUGCAGAUCGGAGGAGCAGAGAGCGCCGCGCUCAGUCUGCCUCCCACACCAAAGAAAGCUCUCGGGGUAACACGAUCACUUUCUGAUUGGGAUUCCUCUGGGAUUUUACACCCUGUCCUCCAAGGAACUAGUGGAACUAAUCCCAUCUGCCUUGGCCCCUUUGCUCACUUGGCAGACCUCAGACCAGCUCUUAGGUGAAAAGGUCAGAGGGCCCCUGUUUAGCCCUCACUGCAGCUCUAGGAUCAUCUUGACCUACUGUGCUUGAGAUCCACCUGCAACCAUGACAUCCAAAUCCAAUAGCAGUGUUCUGGGUGGCAAGGCUUCCUCCUCUCCUCUCUUGUCCUCUCCAACCCGCCAACGCCUGGUCACCAAAGAUGGACACUGUGCCCUGCGUCCACCUAUGUGCUCUUCAGGCUCGUGGCGCGCGGCCUUGGGCAGAGCCUGGUUGCUGGCCCUGCAGGACCUGUGGGGAUUACUGGUGGGUCUGCGCUGGAGGUGGGUCCUGCUUGCCUUCUGCGCCUCCUUCCUGGCCCACUGGCUGCUGUUUGCCUGCAUGUGGUACUUGCUGGCCCACCUCAAUGGAGACCUGGCUGUGCAGGAUCACGACGCCCCCCCACUGGGACAUGUGGUUUGUGUGAAGCACAUAACCAGCUUCACUGCUGCCUUUUCCUUCUCCCUGGAGACACAGCUGACCAUCGGCUACGGCACCAUGUUCCCCAGUGGGGACUGUCCGAGUGCCAUAGCACUGCUGGCUGUGCAGAUGCUGCUGGGGCUCAUGCUGGAAGCAUUCAUCACAGGUGCAUUUGUAGCCAAGAUUGCACGUCCCCAGAAGCGAGCGGGAGCCAUCCAGUUCAGCCCCCAGGCGGUGGUGGGCCAACACCAGGGCCAGAAGUGUCUCAUUCUACGAGCCACCAACCUGCUGCAGCGACCCCUGAUGGACGUAAAAGUGAGUGCCGUGCUCUACGAGGAGCAUGAAGGUCAGGCCCUGCACCAGACCUCUCUGGACUUCCACUUGGAUCAUCUAGGCCAGCAGCCCUGUCCCUUCUUCAUCUUCCCACUCACCUUUUACCACCCCCUAGACCGCCAGAGCCCCCUCUACCCCUCCCUGUGUGAGGGCACAUCCAACCACUUUGAGUUGGUGGUCUUCCUGUCGGCCUUGCAGGAGGGAACUGGCGACUCCUGCCAGAAGAGGACCUCCUACCUGCGCCAAGAAAUGCAGUUUGACCGUUGCUUUGUCCCCGCCUUGGGGCUGGAUGCUCGGGGGAGAUACAUGGUGAGCACCCAGCACUUUGACACGGCCCACUCAAAGGACUGUGUGGUGCAGAUCAACGGUGAUGGCAGCAACGACAGGAUGGAGUAAGAAUGCUGGGGGUACAUGAUUUAAUUUGGUAAAUCUGAAUUUAUGUCUCAACAUUUGAAAUUAAAAUGUAUAUCAGACAUGGGUGCUGCUUCGGACUGCCUCAGUUUCUCCCUCCAAUCACUUGGAGUCCCUCGUGCAACAACCAGGGUGUUAUCCCCCACUGGUUUCCCAACCAUCAAUAUAUCCAGUUGUGUUGGUUGGAACGCCUGGCUUACGGAACUGAGUGUGAACAAAUAUUGUUUAUUACAAGUUGGGUUUUAUUUUUGUCGCUCUGGUCAUUGGUCAUGAUAUCAUACUCAGAACGUGGUUACAUCACUAAAAAUAUGUCCAGCAGGGCAAGAAACACAAGCAGUAAGAUGAUCAGAGAGGUUGGGAACAAUGCUAUCAUACCGGAUAGAACUGAUGGUCAGAAAUAGAAAAGUAAAACCCAAGAUCUAAUAAACUGCAGUCUUUUAAAUUUAAUCAAAAUUGAUUUGCAUGUCUUUAUUCUUACUGUUCAUGUAAGGAUUUGUAACUGGAUCGAGGAUCGAGGAUGAUCAAGCUAUAUUUGUGGUGGCACAAUCAAUUUCAAAUUCCGUUCCAGUAAUCAAUGUUUUAUUAUUAACACUGAAUCAAAUGUUUAACGUGAAAUUUAGCUUUCAUAGAGAUAGACCCACAGAGAUUUAUCACCAACUCUUUUUAGUGAGACUGUAGUGUCUUUCAGCUUAUUGUUUUGGUUUUACAACACACUUGGUGUUUAGUUUAAUCUCUCAUCAAACUGGUUUCCAGCAGCAGCAAGCAGCUGUUUUUUGGCACAAAAAAAGCUGUAAAAUCCCACAGUUCACUACCUGCUCAGCAGCAAACAGCAGACGGACACACGAGGACUAGACUAGCUGGUGAACAUUAAAGAGCCAGAUAUUUCCCUCAGGAGUUGGAAGAGACCAAAAACAGUUAAGUCAAUUUUAUUUAUACAGCCCAAUUCCACAAAUCACAAAUUUGCCUCAGGGCUUUACAGUCUGUAUGACACCCUCUGUCCAUAGACCGUUGCUUUGAAUACGAUAAAAUCUAAAUCUAAAAAAACUUUUUAAUGGGGAUAAAAUGUUAGAAACCUCAGGGAGAGCUACUGAGGGGGGAUCCCUCUCCCAGGACAGACAGACGUGCAAUAGAUGUCGCAUAUACAGAAUAAACAACAACAAAAAAAUUACAGUAUGGACAAUCAAGAACAUGAUACAUAGAAUGUAUAUCACUAUAUGAAGAAAAUUAAUCCAGGAGGCUGUCAAGCAGCUUCCAGGUAUCACCAAAUAGAGCCUGAGCAACACAGCCUCCUCUCCACCAUGGAACCUGGACAGAGGACAGACUACACAAACACACAAGAAGCAAAACUAAAACACAUCAUUCACACACUAGAGAAAGGGAGAGAGAGAGAGAGAGAGAGAGAAAGAUACACUGAAUGAAUUCACACCAGAGCAGCAGUGAAGUCGGCCUGCCAUGCAAUGUCUGUGAAAAGCUGCGGCAGCCGCUCCGAGCUCAGCGAAGUGCAGCCAAACUAAAUGUUGGGGGUCUUUUAUCUUUUAGUAGGGAACUGCAGACAGAGAGCACCUGCAGCCAAUCAGGACACAGAUCCUCGGAUUCCUCUGACAUGUUGACCUACCUUACAAAGAAUUUCUUCCUGCCUGAAACACAUGAACACGCCACUCGGUGGCAGAAAAGUGUAAUUAUUGCGGCGAAUUGCACCUCGCCGCUGCCUGGUGUGAAGCCAGCUUUAGAGACUUAGAGAGACGAGGAGAGGCUGAAUCUCCUGGAGGACGGAGAUCCAGAUCCAACAUGUGAAAUGAAGUACGAGAGCCAGGACAGAGCCAGGUCCCAGGAUGGCCGAAGGUCCAGCACAGAGAAGAGACAGAGAGGCACACAGCUGUGCUUGUGGGACACAAACCAACAGAGGGUUAUUGAGAAGCAAAGGCUGUCUGAAAGUUAAUAUUAUUCUCGUCGGCAGUACAAACGGGACUAUAACACUAGGCUUCAGUUAUACAUUGAGGCUGAGACUGACCCUUCACCUGGAUAAUGAAGAAUAAGCAACUAAUGGAAAGUUAUGGCAAAAACAUGAGUUUUGAAUUUGGAUUUAAACAACCCUUAUUUUGUGUUGAUUUGGUUUUGUCCCUGUGGACAAAAGCGGUAGUGUUUCCGAGCACCAGAGUCCCUUUAGAAAACCUCUAAUUUUACUGCAGCAGGGUCCGACAGUCUGCCCCCGCUCAGUCCUGGUUCUGGUUCUCCUGUGCCUCCCGUCCCUCCAGCGGGCCCAGUAAUACAGCCUGGUCCUUCAGCAGUGUGGUGUCGGUGUCGGCUCCCAGCGGGGACCGGCGGAGCAGCAGGUGAUGCUCCGCUCCUGGCCAGAGGAGGAGCCGCUGCUAUUGGCCGCGGAGCUCUCCACCUCCCGCCAGAGCUCCGUCGAGCAGAUUGAAGGCGGCAGCGAAGCCUGAUCUGGAUCUGUCCAUGGUGGGCCAGUCGCUGCCGGAGGCCCAGCUGGAGUCAGCUGAAGAUGUUUCUGGUGUGAUUUCAUUGAUUUAGAGCAGAAUCAGACCCGGAGGUACUGAUGACAAGCAUUAAGAAUAACUAAAUAUAGAAACAGCCAAUCUCCUCGCUGAUGGUCUUUUUUUACUUCUGUAGGUCAUAUAGAGGUAACAGGAUUAAACUGAGACUGUUUCUUAACCAGUUAUAUUUAAAAGUUCCUCACAGUAACUUGAAGCUCAGUGAGAGUGAAUAUUGGACUUCCAUUCAUCAGUUGGACACAAGGUCGACUCCACAUGAAUGAUAAUGUUGCUCUGAAUUAUAAAUAACAUGCUAAUAUGUGACAGCUUGCUUUUCUGCCUCAAAGUGCCGGCGAAAAAACCCCCGCUAAAUAUAGCUUCAAGAAAAAUGUGAUGUCAUCUCAAAGCCCCCUUGUGUAUUUGAACAUUUCUGACAUUGUUGACAAUAAUAUGAAUGAUGCUAUGAUGAUGAUCACAUCAGGCGGUCUUAGGAAAACAAACAUGGAUUUAUCUAGAACUGAUUGAAUUUGAUUUGAAUGAGCAUGAUUUGCAUGCUCUUCUCAGUCCCUGUGUGUCUCAGAAAGCUGUAUCUGACUUUGAAGAAUGAAUCUGAAAUGCUUUAUGCCAUCACAGUUUUAACUUGAAAUGUGUCUACCUGAAUUUAUGGAAAUUUAGUUUGAUCAAUCACAAACAAUUAUUUUUCCAAACUUCACAAACAAGUUAAGAAUAUGGAUUCAAUUCAAAGUUAACCAUGUAGUGUGUACAUGCUGGCACAGAUAUCAUCCCACAGGCUAACAGGUAGUGUGGCAUGUAGGACAAGCUAUGACAGGUGCAAUGAUGAAUGGAAACCAGACAGAUGGAGUUCUAACUUCCAAUCAUUAUGCCGCAUUUCAAUGCUCCCUGAGGCGACAUGGCGGUGCACUGGUUAACAUGAAUGUUCUGGGUUUGACCCUGGCGGACUGGCUGGGGUCUUUCUGUAUGGAGUUUACAUGUCGUCCCUGUGCCUGCAUGAGUCUCCUCAAGAGUGCUCCUGUUUCCUCCCACAGUCCAAAGACAUGCAGGUUAGGUUCAUUGUUGACUCUAAAUGUCCCGUAGGUAUGAAUGUGAGUGUGAAUGGUUGUCUGUCUCUAUGUGUCCGCCCUGGGAUAGUCUGGCGACCUGUCCAGAGGUACCUGACCACCCCCACCAACACUGAGUCUAUAGAUAUACUUGUGGUCCCGUCUGCACAGUGAUGUUUUGGGCUAACAUCAGCAUGCUAACAUGCUCACAAUGACAAUGGCUGAAUCCAAAUGUCCACCAUGUGGACUUACUGACUGAGCUCUCUUGGACACUUCUGUCUUACCUUCUGUCAUCAUGUUGAGUCUGCAUGGGCUCUGGCUCAUCAGGUGAUAACAUGUGCUGUAAAAUGGAGAGAGGUGAAAGGAUAAAAGAGGGUAAAGGUUGACAUGGACAGAUUAUCUGAACAUUUGAAGUUCAGACAUUUGGGUUCAGCCAAUGCUACCAUGGUCACCAUAUUAGUUAGUAGUCAGCAGAGGUUGAUGGGAAUAUCAUUAGUUUUGCAGGUAUUUGGUCAUAAACCAAAGUACUGGACAAAGAGAAAUGUUGUUCUCCUGAUGGAGCGAGAGGAAAAGUCAGCAGGAUUUAUCCUCUGGGGAACAUGAAUGUCUGUACAAGAUUUCACAGAAAUCCAUCCAAUAGUUGUUGAGAUAUUUCAAACCCACCGACCAACAGACGGACAUUUACUGAACAAUUAAAACCCUAUAGCGUUCCAUCAGAAAUGUAAAGUAUAUGUGAUUUGUAGUGAAUGUUUUAAACACUGUUAUGGUCUUUAAACCUGUUUUGGAUUUCAUGGCAUUUGAUAAUUUAAUUGGUGUAGUUCAACAAUACAUUACACAGGUGGAUUAUAUUUUUUUAUGACACUGGAGUGAAUAUUUUCCACUUAAGAGAACUAUUUUAGUCACAGAAGGUCAUUUUAGGUUGACAGGCAUCAGCGCCAGCCCUGUAAAACUAAACAUGGCAUUAGUAGGUAAGGCAGGUAAGCUAUAUUGAAAGUGUUGAAAGAGCAGGUACCAAUAAGGAAGGGAUACAAGGCAAUGACUCCUCUGUCAUCCCUUCAAAGGGGCAUCCUCUACUGAUGUUUGUGGACCAGCAACAGAAGGUUUACACUGUAGACAUCAACAUGAGCUGACAAUCACAACAUUGGUUGUAAUUCCUCUGUCAAUGUUAAGCUGCAAAGGCUAUUCAUUGGAAGUCUUUUGGAACAAAGACAUCCAUAAAGUGAGCUAUCUAACAUUAGACUGACAUAUGGCUCAGUAGUGACUGAUAGAAUGAUACUGACAGCUCAUUGAUUUGUAGAUUAAUGCCUUUAGAAAUCAUUGCCUAAAUCAUUAUGCAAAGCCAAAAUCAAUGUAUUAUGUUCAUUUUGUACUAUAAUAAAUGUCUUGAUUUAGGAAAGAAAUGUAGGUCAGGAAGCAGCCUGAGUGUUGUAGUAAAUGUGUGUGUUUGUAUUUGGGGUAUUUUCCCUUUAAAGGCUGUUGAUAUGAAGAGAAUCACUAUGUUAUCUAUAUGGUUUAAAGAAAUCAUUAAGACAUAAGAGAGGAAAUGUUCCACAAAUGUGAUUGUGAAGGAUGAGAUCUCAGUGUAUCUCACAUGCUUCAUUGCCUUUGUACAGUGUACAUUCCAUGAAAUAAAUAUUUUCUAAACAA